GCCUCCAGGAGCGUGUGCAACGUGCCCUACAUGUCCCAGGCGUACAUGAUCCGAGGGGAGACCCUGCGGGAGGAGCUGCCCCAGAGGGAGGUGUUCUCAGGCAGCGACACUGACCCGGACACGGCCUUCUGUAAGAGCCUGCGGGACAAAGGCUUCUUCCUCCACCUCAGCAAUCCGCAGGAAUUCGGCCGGCUCCUGGCCACCUCCUGGUACGACACAGACCACCUUCACCCUGACCUCUGGCAGAUCUUCGACAACCCCCUUGACUGGAAGGAACAGUACAUCCAUGAGAACUACAGCCAGGCCCUGGAAGGACAGGAGAUUGUGGAGCAGCCAUGCCCAGACGUGUACUGGUUCCCGCUGCUGUCAGACCAGAUGUGCGACGAGCUGGUGGAGGAAAUGGAGCAGUACGGCCAGUGGUCAGGAGGCCGGCACGAGGAUUCCAGGCUGGCUGGAGGCUACGAGAACGUGCCCACCGUGGACAUCCACAUGAAGCAAGUGGGCUACGAGGACCAGUGGCUGCAGCUGCUGCGGACGUACGUGGGGCCCAUGACCGAGAGCCUGUUCCCGGGCUACCACACCAAGGUGGGCCGCCCACCUGCCGCCCCUGCCUGCACAACCCGCCGCACCCAGUCCCGGGGAGGUGGCUGCCGCUUCCUGCGCUAUGACUGCGUGGUCUCCUCCCCGAGGAAGGGCUGGGGCCUCCUGCACCCUGGCCGCCUCACCCACUACCACGAGGGGCUGCCCACGACACGGGGCACUCGCUAUAUCAUGGUGUCCUUUGUCGACCCCUGA
Molecule: messenger RNA, 795 nt
Organism: Microcebus murinus (gray mouse lemur)
Lineage: Eukaryota; Metazoa; Chordata; Mammalia; Primates; Cheirogaleidae
Source: RefSeq, a predicted model, not a curated record